Molecule: messenger RNA, 7385 nt
Organism: Egretta garzetta (little egret)
Lineage: Eukaryota; Metazoa; Chordata; Aves; Pelecaniformes; Ardeidae
Gene: HEATR1
Product: HEAT repeat containing 1
Exons: 45
Coding region: 166-6540 (2124 amino acids)
Biological process (GO): positive regulation of transcription by RNA polymerase I; maturation of SSU-rRNA from tricistronic rRNA transcript (SSU-rRNA, 5.8S rRNA, LSU-rRNA)
Cellular component (GO): t-UTP complex; small-subunit processome; 90S preribosome
Molecular function (GO): snoRNA binding
Source: RefSeq, a predicted model, not a curated record
GUCCCCACGCGUGCGCACCCCCGAGGGGCAGCUGGCAGCGGGGCCUGCACCGGGAGGAGAUGGAGAGAGGCGGCACGUCUCCAUGCAGCUGCUUUAUCCGCCGGGUCGCUUUGGUUUUCUUUCAUUAGGUUUAUCUGGGGGCUCCUUUCCUGGAAGCACGAAGCCAUGACGUCCCUCGCGGAGCAGCUGAAGCGGCUGGCGCUUCCCCAGAACGACCCCAGCCUCCUCAACCGCAGCGAGGUAGCAUCGCUGCUGUUCAGCUGCAAGGAAGCUGCUAGCAUUGACAGGGAUACCUUCUUUGCGAUCGGAUGCACUGGUUUAGAAGAGCUGAUGGGGAUUGAUCCUUCAUUUGAAGUGUUCCAGUCCAGUUUGUUUAGUUCCACAUCCAGAGGUCUGGAACGCAGUGUUCAGUCUAAAGCAGUAAAUCAGCAGCUGAAUAAGAAUAUUUCAUUGUUUCUGAUUCACCUGUCCCCUUACUUUAUGCUUAAGCCAGCCCAGAAGUGCCUUGAAUGGCUGAUUCACAGAUUUCACAUCCAUCUCUACAAUCAAGAUAGUUUGAUUGGUUGUGUUCUGCCAUAUCAUGAGACUAAACUAUUUGUGAGAGUUAUUCAGCUUUUAAAUAUAAAAAGCCCAACUCAUAAAUGGCACUGGAUGGAUCCAAUAAGGAAAGCUGGAGUCCCACUGGCGAGGGGUACUGUCAUUACACACUGCUACAAAGACCUGGAUUUCAUGGACUUCAUCUGCAGGCUGGUGGCAAAAUCUGUGAAGGUCUUUUCAGAGUGUCCUGGCAACUCGGCUCAGUUGAGAGUUCUUCUUGUGUUUUAUGCCUCCACCAUUGUAUCAGCUCUUGCAGCCGCAGAGAAGAUAACAGACACUAUAGUCUCAAUGCUGCUCCCUUACAUCCAAAAGGGCUUGAAAUUCUCUAUACAGGAUUACAGAGCUGCAACAUACAUGAUAGUCUGCCAGAUGACAGUAAAAGUGACAGUGGAGACUUCCUUGGUGCAUUCCUUGAUGUUACAGAUAAGCAAGACAUUAUCUAAAGUGCCCUCAUUAGUCAGGGAUGGGGUGGCAUGCUUGAACCUACUUCUACAAACUCAGAAAGGAGACAAACUUGGGAAAAAGCCUUUUAAUUAUCUGUGCAAAACCCCGGAACUGGUAACACUUUUGCAAGGCCUUUCAGCAGGCUAUGAUAUCUCUCCUCUUCUGCGUUACCUGUUGCCUCACCUUAUUUGCACUGUCAUGAAAAAUGUUACAGAGGAACAGAAAGAAUCUGAGGGGACAGAGAAUCAGAUUUACAUCAGACAUCUUGAAGCUAUUCUUCAGACUGUACCACUGGAAAAGGAUUUAGAUCACCUGUUGGCUUCCAAGUUUCUUGAAGAGUUUAUCUCCUAUGGUACAGAGAUUGAAUCUAAUCCCACCAAAAUGGCCGCACUCAAGCAAAAGAUGCUUCCUCUUAUCAGACUUCUUGAGAGAAAGUAUCCUAAAGCCUUAGACUCUGUGUUGGAGAAGCAUCUGGAAAAUUACACAGAUGAGGCUGAUCAAAAUCUUUUUCAGCAAUUUAUUUCUCUUUCGUUAAGCUGUGGCAAAUACAAGUUUCUGGAAGACUCUGAUACCUCUCUUCUACUGAGUUUGAAUCAUCCUCAGCCAGCUGUGCGGGUCCUGGCUCUUCAGCAUUUGAAAGAUGUUAUUGAAACAUCAAAGGAAGGCUUUGAUCAGUCUUUUAUAGAAGAAGCAAUUUUUGGUCGGCUCAAGGAUGACAACAGAGAUGUUGUAAUGUCUGCUCUCAGUUCUUUGGAGAUUUUCAGGAAGCAAGUGAAUCCAGAAGUAGUAGUAUCAAGUCUUUUGAACAUCUUCCAGAGAGCUGAUCUUUCAAAGGAUGGAAAGUGGUACAAGGUUCUGGAGCGAGCAAUAAAAAUUUUAGUCAAAGAGGAGGUUUUGAAAGAGAAAAAAGAACUACUAGAUGAAGCAGUAAUGCAGUUGUUGCCUUUUAUGGUAAUCACUAAUGCGAAUUCAAAAUCUUCAGAUUGGAAAAUGGCUGUUUGUCUGUCAGAAUCUGAUCUCUGCUCCUUACACCCUUUACUGAAAGGUUGGCCAGAAGCUCUCGAAGAGGCAAUUAAAUCUAGCAGUUUUGCUGAGUUAAUUGGAGUGGCCAACAAGAAAAUGAUUCUGCUGUUUUCUAAAAACAUGACUUCAGGGGACCCUUCCUUACUAUUGCAAAUGGUUGAUGAUCUGAUACUCGUUGCUGAAAUGGAAUCUGACAACAUGAGACAGAAAGUAACUACUCAUAUAAUUGGUUCAGUGCUUGUUCAGUGCUGCUGCAAUACACAGAUGAAGGAAAAUUAUUUUUCAGUGGCUAUCAGAGUCUUCCAUUUCUUGGAUGAAAAAAUAAAAAAUCUCAGAGCUUGUGAUCCUGCAGAGGAAACUCCCCUAAAUUGGUCUGUUGAAACAAUAGAGGAAACUUUGGUGCCUAAGGACUUGUUAACUGCAUAUAUAGAAAAGCUCAACAGUGAUCAGACUGCUCAUGCAGAGGAGUCAGCUAUGUUCCUGUUCUUAUUGAAAAACUUCAUUAAUGGCCUAAAACCUCCUCUGUCCUUUUCGAAAGAGGAAACUUGGUGGAAUCCUGAAUCUCUGAAUCAAGAUAGCCAAGACUACCUGCACCUCCUGUUGGGGCUAUUUGACCUACUUGUCUAUGGAGCUAGUGAGGGAAGCAGUGCUGUUCAGUACAGAGCAUUGAUGAACCUCUUACUCAAGGUGCAUCUUAAAGAUUCAGAGGUUCUCUUCAAAUUCCUUUCAAUUUUAUGGACUUACAGUUAUAACCUUUCAAAUCAUCUGAACUAUGAAGUCAGUGCAAUGCUACAGACUAAAGCUCUAUAUAUUGGCUAUGCAUUGCUUGAAUCACAGACAUACCAAAAAAAGAAACAGCUGUUAUCACCAUCAUCUCCAGUGGUGAUAUCUUUGCUAAUUAACUUGGGUAGUCCUGUGAGUGAAGUUCGAAGGGCUGCUCUUAACUGCCUCCAUUCCUUGAGAGGGAUAAAAGAUUCUCUAUUUCAUCCUGUUCUUCAGCAUUUGGAGCAAAAGACAGAAGAGAUCGUAUCUGACCCUGCAUACAUAACACAGAUUAUGGAAGCUCUAUUUGAGGACCUUGAGACAGAACCAAAACAGAAAUCCCAGAAGAAAAAAUUGUUGGAAGCUUUGGAAAGCAUACUUGAUUGUGUACAGAGCCCUAUUUUCCCAUCAUAUGUUGCAAGAAACUUAAUGAAAAUUCUUCAUGAAGUCCAUGGUGAGAUGAUUCUUUCUCACCUUUUGCCUGCAUUAGACCAGUUGCUAGAGAAGGUUUUUAAGGAACCUGAGGCAAUGUUGAAAGAUGAAGUUGUUCUCCUGCAUCUCAUCCUUGGAAAGUUUAAUGAAUAUUCAGCAACCCUCUUGUGCAAGAAUCAACAGAGUCUGGAUUUAUUUAUCAAAAGUCUGCAUGCUGCCAAGAAAAUCUAUGAAAAAAUUCAACCAUUUCAGAUCACAGCACUUGGGCAGAUUACUAAACCAUUCUUUGCAGCUGUGUCAGAUGGGAUGGUGCAACAGAAGCUAUUAAAAGUAUUGUUUGACUUACUGUUAAACUGUAAGAACCCGCUUUGUGCCCAGACUAUUAGCAGUGUGUUUAAAGGGAUUACUGUGUGUGCUGAGCAGAUUGUCAGAGAACUGGAGCCUCCUGAGAAAACCAAAAGUCUGGCCACUGUUCAGCAAACUAGAAGGCAGAAAAUGCAGCAACAGAGAAAGCCUCAAGAUGCAGAAUUGGCACCAGAAGCAAGCCAGUUCAACUGGCAGAGGGUUAUGCUUAUUCUGGAAUUACUGCAGCAUAAGAAAAAACUCAGACGUCCGCAGGCAUUGGUACCUGCACUUUUUAACCUGCUGAGCCGGUGUCUGGAACCUACGGCAUCAGAAGAAGAAAAUAUGGAAUAUACAAAACAGCUAAUCCUCAGCUGCCUGCUAAGCAUCUGUCAGAAAUUGUCUUCAGAUAGUAGUAAGGUCCCAGCAGAUACCCUUGACAAAGAAAAGUUCAAUGUGGAAGUGAUAGUUCAGUGCAUCAGGAUUUCUAAAAUGCCCCAGACACACCACCAUGCACUGCUGCUCCUUGGUGCUGUUGCUGGCAUGUUUCCCGAUAAAGUUCUCCAUAACAUUAUGCCCAUUUUUACAUUCAUGGGAGCAAAUGUCUUGCGUCUGGAUGAUACUUACACGUUCCAAGUGAUUAAUAAGACAGUGCAGAUGGUUAUUCCUGCUCUUAUACAGGCUGAAGACAGUGAUUUAUCGGAGUCCUCCGGAAGUGUGGAAGAGGUGGUGAUAAAGAUCAUUCGCGUGUUUGUGGAUGCCUUGCCCCAUGUGCCGGAGCACCGCCGCCUGCCAAUCCUGGCCCAGCUGAUCACUACGCUUGGAGGAGACAAGUUCCUCUGGGUUCUCCUGGUGCUGCUGUUCGAGCAGUAUGUGACCAAAACUGUGGCUGCAACACCAAGCACAGACAAGGAUGCUGUUCUGGAAGCAGACACUGAAUUUUGGAUUUCCAUCUGUUGCGAAUUUAAUGUUCGUUCUCAGUUCCAGAGCAUGAUGAAAAUAAUCCAGUACUUGACAGAGCUGCCAGAGAACAAAGAAGAUGAUCCCAGGCCAAAAAAGUCGAGAACAUGCAAGACAAAGCUAAAAAAUCAGGAUGGACAGCUCUUUAAUGUGGAGUCUCACUCAGACAAACAACUUCGGCAUUUCAAAUUCUUGUCAGUCUCCUUCAUGUCACAACUUCUUUCCUCUCAGAGUUUUGUGAAAAAGAUAGUUGAAUGUGAAGAAACAGAAGAACUGCAGAAGUUGGAACAGAGGCUAUUAGAAGACGUUCUUUGCUAUAUAAACACUGUGGCAUCUUCAGUGGAAGGAAACGUGGACAAGCCAACAGCCAAAUUUUGGAGAGUUCUGCUUAACAAGUCCUAUGAUAUGCUGGAUAAAGUCAAUGCCUUAUUGCCAACAGAAACCUUCAUCCCUGUAAUGAGGGGACUAAUGACGAAUCAGCUCCCAUCUGUGAGACGUAAGGCAAUGGACCUUUUGAACAAUAAGGUGCAGCAGCGCACAAAGUGGCCAAAGAGCCAGAUCCUGCAGCUCUUAGAGCUAGUUCCUGAGCUUACUGCUAUAGUGCAGUGUAAAAGAAAGGAGGAAGAGGACGAGCAAGCCAUCAACAGGCAGACUGCUUUGUUCAGCCUCAAGCUGCUCUGCAAAGGUUUUGGCAGAGAAAAUCCACUGCCAUUUGUACCUGUUUUGAAAACUGCCAUUGAUCUGAUUUCUUCAGAGAAGGAGGAAAAGAACGUGAUGGGAAGUGCUUUGCUCUGUAUAGCUGAGGUCACCUGUAUACUGAAAGCCCAAGCAAUACCUCAGCUUCCAAGGCUGAUGCCGGCACUGUUGAAGACUUUAAAAAAUAAGAAAGAGCUGGUCUCCAAUGAGAUUUACUUGCUGAGUGCCAUCACUGCUCUGCUGAAGGUUGCAGAAACGUUACCACACUUCCUCAGUCCUUAUCUUUUGGAUUGCUUGCUGCAGGUUGUCCACUUGGAAAAGACUGUGGUUGAGUUUGGUCCUUCUUCCCAGAUAAGCUUACGUGUAACAUCAUUGAAAACUAUCCUAGCUACAAGGCUUGUUCCCCGAAUACUCUUGCCUGCAGUUACAAAGUGUUACAGUGAAGUGGCAAAUACCUGGAAGAACUGCAUGAGUCCGCUUAUGAACAUUCUGAAGGAGCACAUUGUUGGUAUGGAGAAGGAGCACCUGAUCUCCCAUCAGUCUGAGCUGACGGCAUUUUUCAUUAAAGCCCUGGACUUCCGAACAGAGCAUGCCCAGGAUGAUUUGGAGGAAGUUGGUAAGACAGAAGCUUACAUUAUUGACUGUCUAAUAAGUAUGGUUAUGAAACUUUCUGAGGCUUCUUUCCGACCCCUUUUCUUCAAGCUCUUUGACUGGUCCAAAACAGAGUCUACCCUAAAAGACAGACUGCUGACGUUCCACCGAAUAGCAGAUUGCAUUGCAGGCAAGCUCAAGGGUCUCUUCACCCUGUUUGCUGGUCAUUUAGUGAAGUCAUUUGCUGAGACGCUGAACCAGGUCAACAGCUCUAAAACUGAUGAAGCUUUCUUUGACUCCGAGAAUAGCACAGAAAAGAGCUGUCUACUGUUGCAGUUCACCAUGGACUGCCUGCACAAGCUCUUCCUGUUUGACACCCAGAAGUUCCUGAGUAAGGAAAGAGCAGAAACCUUAAUGAUGCCUCUGGUCGAUCAGCUAGAAAAUAUGCUUGGAGGAGAUGAGAAGUUCCAGGAAAGAAGGCACACCUCUCCUAAGGUCCGAUUUGCUGCUCUGCUUGCUUUGGUAGAAGUUGCACAAAAACUGAAGGAGAACUACUUGGUCCUGCUACCAGAAUCUAUUCCAUUCUUAGCAGAGCUCAUGGAAGAUGAAUGUGAAGAAGUUGAACAGCAGUGUCAGAAGACAAUUCAACAACUGGAAGUCAUUUUGGGAGAGCCACUCCAAAGCUACUUCUAAGUUUAUCCCCUUUGUUUCCAAAAUUUUGUCUGAAUCAUGUUAGCUUCACACAUGCAAGUGUUGUGGCCAAACUGUCAUACUAAUUUUUAUCAGAGCUAACAUCUUAACUUUUUAAUAAAAUAUUGUAAGAAUCUGGCUUUAUCAUUUCUGGAUGGUCUGGGGACUUUUCGUAUGACUUUUCCUUAACUGCUCUUUUCUUAACAGUGGGAAACUGGAGCAAGCUAUAGGCAAAUUUGGAUUGCUAGGCACAGAGUGACAUGUGAGACUCACCAAGUUCCACUGUGCUUGGGGUGUGCAGUGACUGUCCCUGUGGAUGGACUGUCAUGCUACAGUGUAAGGGUGGUACUCACUGCACCCAUGCACUAAAAUCCUGAGAAUCUGCUUUUCUGUCAUUUUCAGGGAAGUAAAAGGUAAACCCACUGAAGAUACUGAAAAGCUCAUUUUCAGUCUUAAAAGACUGCUGCUGAUUAGCUUCUUAUUCACCUGAAGAGCAAGAAUAAAUUGCUUACUACAUUAAUAUUUUACUAAAAACUCACCACCUCUUUCGCACGAGGAGGUGCUGGUUCAUUAUACUGCUAGUAAGAUGACAGGCACUCGGACCCUGUCAAGUAUGGUUUAAAAUGCAACUGGUUAGAACCAACACUAUUAUAAAGAGGACAAUCUUACAACCCAUUGGGUGCUGGGAAUGGGCUUCUGUUUAGGGUACAGCACGCCAUGCAGAUCCCCUCUGUGGAAAGGUUACCCCAUCUCAGUCAUUCGUGCUCUUACAGGAUUUUUUUUAAAAGAAAGCAACUAUUAAUCAUGACUACUGUCAAACAAAAAGGACAGUCACAUGAAAAAAAAAA